Messenger RNA from Cajanus cajan (pigeon pea), 1697 nucleotides. RefSeq lists its product as uncharacterized. Lineage: Eukaryota; Viridiplantae; Streptophyta; Magnoliopsida; Fabales; Fabaceae. Gene Ontology annotation, cellular component: nucleus. The record is from RefSeq and is a predicted model, not a curated record. Gene Ontology annotation, biological process: regulation of DNA-templated transcription.
UUCGUUUCAUUGUGAACCAUUUUCGCAAAAAAUUUAGAGUUGCCCAACCUUUCUGCUCUAACGUUUUCAAUUCUUACAAAAACCCUUUGCUCAACGCUCAAUUUUCCUUCGUUGGAAUUCAAUUGAGCCCUUUCAGAAUCUCUUGACCUUUUGCCCUAGCCAGUUUUGAUGGCGUCCAAGAAGAAGCAUUUAGAGGGUAUCGCCUUGUUGUCCAUGUACAACGACGAGGAAGACGAUGAAAUGGAGGACGUGGAAGAAGAAGAAGAAGGUGAUGCUGAGAUGCACAUGGAAGAAGAUGCUCCCAGAGAUGCAAGAUUUGCCGCGGAGGAAGAUACUGCUGAUAGAACAGGGGUGGUCCAUUUCCACAACGAGAACGAAGAGGGAUCGACUCUGGCGGAGAAUACUAGGGUUUCGCCACCGCCGGAGCAACCGAGGAUUGGUCGGAGAGGGGCGCUUACGAUAGUGGAUUAUGGGCAUGACGAGGUGGCAAUGUCACCUGAGCCUGAGGAGGGAGAGAUAUAUGGUACCGGUCGGGUCAUGUAUGGGGAUCAGCUUCAUGUCGCCAAUGGUGAUUUGCAAGACAGAGCACCAUUGGGAUCAGUCCAAGUUUUAACACCUAGCAAUCAAGCUAACACUCAGGUCUCUGAGACACUGAAAUCUGAUACCAUGAACAAAGAUGGUGUGAUCAGAUCAGAUGAUGCAGAAGUUGGAGAAGCAGAUCAAGAUGAGCAAAAAUAUGUAGAUCCAUUGGAUAAAUUUCUUCCUCCCCCACCAAAAGCUAAAUGCUCAGAGGAGCUACAAAGAAAAAUAAAUAAAUUCCUAGAGUAUAAGAAGGCUGGAAAAAGUUUUAAUGCUGAAGUUCGCAACAGGAAGGACUAUAGAAACCCUGACUUCUUACUGCAUGCAGUGAGGUACCAGGAUAUUGAUCAAACAGGGUCUUGCUUCAGUAAAGAUGUAUUUGACCCUCAUGGAUAUGAUUCAAGCGACUUCUAUGAUGAAAUAGAAGCUGAUAUGAGGCGCGAAAGUGAGAGGAAAGAGCAAGAGAAGAAGAAAACACAGAAGGUUGAGUUUAUCUCAGGGGGUGCGCAACCAGGAAUUGUAGCUAGCGCUCCUAGGAUUAGCAUGCCUGUUGCAGGUGCUUCUACUGUGACUGCAAGUGGGUUGCCUUUGGUGCCUCCUACAGCUGACUCUAUUAAUCGGGAUGGUAGACAGAAUAAAAAAUCAAAAUGGGAUAAGGUGGAUGGUGAUCGAAAAAAUUCUCUGCCCUCUACGGGUCUGGAUUCUGUAUCUACUACUGGAGCUCAUGCAGCAAUUUUAACUGCUGCUAAUGCUGGUGGUGGAUACAUGCAAUUUGCGCAACAGAAACGGCGAGAGGCAGAAGAGAAAAGAUCUAGCGAAAGGAGGUUGGACAGAAAAUCGUGAGACAUCCAUUGUAGUCUGUAGUAUGCAACAUCGCUUAUUAGCAGUAACUGAGAUUUUUCUGCAUAACAUUUUUGUCUGUUAAUCAACUUUGGGAAUUAUCUUAGACACUGUAUAUUCUCAAAAUUGAAAAGAAAUUCCCUGCUCCAACUGUGCUUUUAGCCCGGAGUAAUUCUUCCAAAAUCCACUCCAGUACUUGUCCCUUAAUUUCGCUGGUUGAUUAUUGGGCUUCGUUGUUAAUGUCAAUUUUAUUUGGUGGGUUCAUGAAUAUUUUAUUA